AUGCACAAGGACAAGGACGAAAACGCGCAUCACGACUCGCACUACCGGGCUCGAGAACUGGCCGCUCUCGCAGCCUACGAUCACCAGCAUCUAGACGGUGAAAUGUUCCUCCAGGCACUCAACGGCUUCCUACUCAUACUGAGCUGCGACGGCGAGGUGUUUUUCGCCACUCACAGCAUCGAGAGUUACCUCGGCUUCCAUCAGUCGGACAUUGUACACCAGAGCGUGUACGAGCUGGUGCACAGCGAGGACCGCGAGGAGCUGCAGCGCCAGCUGAUGUGGAACUCGUUCCUGCCGGCCGACAGCUCGAACAUGCCGCUGCACGAGGCUCUGGCACCCCAACAGGCGCAUCUGCUCGAGCGCAGCUUCACCGUACGCUUCAGAUGUCUCCUUGACAACACAUCGGGCUUCCUCCGACUCGACAUAAGAGGCCGGGUGAAGGUGUUGCACGGCCAGAACCGCAAAACCGAGGAGCCGCCGCUGGCGCUGUUUGCCCUGUGCACGCCGUUCGGGCCGCCGUCGCUGCUCGAGGUGCCCCAGAAGGAGGUCAUGUUCAAGAGCAAGCACAAGCUCGACCUCGGCCUCGUCUCCAUGGACCAGCGCGGCAAGAUGCUACUCGGCUACAGCGACUCCGAGCUGGCCAAUCUCGGCGGCUACGACCUCGUGCACUUUGACGAUCUCGCCUACGUCGCCAGCGCCCAUCAAGAGCUGCUGAAAACAGGAGCUUCCGGCAUGAUAGCCUACAGGUACCAAACGAAAGACGGCGGUUGGCAAUGGUUGCAGACGAGCUCGCGCCUCGUUUACAAAAACUCCAAGCCUGACUUUGUCAUCAGUACGCAUAGGCCGCUCAUGGAAGAGGAGGGCAGAGAUCUGCUGGGCAAGAGAACGAUGGACUUCAAGGUCAGCUACCUGGACGCGGGACUGACCAACAGCUACUUCUCGGACAGCGACAAUUUGUCCGCGAGCGGGACCAACAUCAGCACGUCGCAGAUCAGCAGUCAACCGGCUCAGCAAGCGAGUCCACAGCAGCAACAGCAGCAGUCGCCACAGCCACCGACGCAGAGGGUCAAUCGACGUUACAAGACCCAGCUGAGGGACUUCCUAUCGACUUGUCGGAGUAAACGAAACAGUAAAAAUGCCCAAAACGCCACUAAUCAGCAGACGGCCCAACUAUCGCCCUUGUCUCCGGUCGGUACGCCAACGGCGCCAGGCCUCGGGGUCGCCCCGGUCGACUACUUGGCGCCCGACGGCGGAGCAGCCGCAGCGGCGGUCGUGGCGGCCUACGGAGGCCUCAACAGCGUGUACCCCGCGGCGGCGGCCAGUUACGCGCCCGCAGCGGCCAGCGUCGCCGACCCAGCCCUGGCUUCGUACCUCGGCCCGGCGGCCACCUAUCACCAUCAGGGCCUCUACGACAAUCGGUAUCUGGGCGCCGCGGAAAACAUCUUCCAGUACCGACCGCUGGGCUCGUUCUAUCCGGACUAUCACGCGACGGCCGGCGCCAGCGCCUACAACGGCUUCGUCGACGUGGGCGGACUGCCGCCGACCUACGAGAGCCACCAGCAGCUCGGCACGUCCGCUGGUCCCGACUCGCCAAAGUUCGCCUACGGCGAUUCGCGCUACGGCGUCGAGCCGAGCCUCGCGGUCGUCAGGGCCGGCAGCAGACACUCGCUCGAGGCGGCCUCGGCGUCCUCCAACUCGGCUGGCAGCUCGCCGGCGACCCAUCACCCCAACGGCCUCGUGGGCUUGGCCCUAAAGCCGGAGGAGGUGAAGCACGAGCCGUACGGCGAAGCACCCCGACAGACGGUGCUGAUGUGGGGCGCUCCACCGACGACACCCAACCGAUCGUCGUCGUCGCCACCGCCAGCCCCGUCGGCGGUGGCCGUGACGCGCAGCAACGGCAACUACAGUCCUCCAGUGAGCAGUGGCUCGCACCUCGAGCUGAGGCUGGGCUCGUCCUCGGCCAGCCGCAGCGACCCCCUGAAAAGUCUUCAAGAGAUGAACGCCAUCAACGGCGACUCCAAGUGGAAACGUACCUCGCCGAACUGCGAGCCGAGUCCUCCUCGCAAAGGACUACAUCUGCAGCAGCAGCAGCAGCAGCAGCACCAACAGCAGCAGCAGCAGCAACAGACGCAUCAGGCGCAACAGCAACACUACCCGGUGGUGACUUCGACGCAUUACUCGGGCUACGGACUGUCUCCUCAUCAACAGCAAGCCCAACAGCAUCAGCAGCAACAGCACCAGGGACAGCAGCCGGGAGGGCACUUGUCGAGCGAGCCGGGGCCCGAGGUAUGGCAAGGAGUGCAACAACACCACUACCAGUACUAUCCCUACCAUCAUCACCACCACGCUCAUUCACCAACCGCACCAACACCACGGCACGCCUCCCACAGCACCACCAGCACCACGUCGUCGUCGUCGUUGGCAACGGAGCAGGCACUGCUCACGCUGCCGUUGAUGCCAGCUCGCUUCAAUCCCGGCCAAGCAACGGACCACCCGAGCACCAUCCACAGCGCCAGCAACAGCAACGUCGACAGCUCUUACUCGAUCAGCAGCAGCAGCAGCAACAGCAGCUUGGCUCGGCCGCGUCCUUCUGUCUCACGGACGUCAAAUCAAUCGCAGGCAGUCCUCUCCUCUCCAUCUCCGAGGUGACCAACACCCUGCUCAAUCAGUAGGGGGGCUUCGCACGCUUCUAAUGUGCCCCCCUCUGCAGAUAAUGCAUCUUUCCAAAUUUAAGUCCAGAUAUUUUUAUUUUCAACAGAUAAGACAAGCAGCUCACUAGAAUAAUUCACGAGUUCUCCGACAAAUUACAUCGGUUGCGGCUGUGCUCCGAUUGAUUUUUUCUCUUAGAGAAUCCAGAAUAUUUUCUUCCUCUACAAUUAUAUACAAGUAAUAUACAAUUGUAUACGUGUGAAAAUAUAGUCUUAUGAAGCUGCUGCAUUAUACAAUCCGCGCGUCAGUCGACCAAACCGAGCGAUAGUUUUCCUCUGAUCUAUGUACCGAUUAUAUACUUUGAUCUUUCGUAUGAAAAUUUGUUGUACAAUAUAUUAAUUAUUUCUUAAACGCGACAAUUAAUGAUCAAUGUACACAUUCUGUGAUAUGUGCUAGCUAAUUAUUUUUCUAUUUUCAAUCGACGACCCCUCCUGCAAGAACGAGAAACGUCAAAGGUUUGGGUUCGAUCGACGAUAAUAGAAACACGUGUAUAUUUUUUCGAAUAACAAAAUCAAGUGCAAAUAGCGCGUUGUUUCUCAGGAGCAAAAAAUGUAAGAAGAAAUGCACCACACGCAAGUCUUGCCAGUUACUUUGACGAUGAGAAUAUAUCAUAUACAUCGACGUGAAUACGAAAAUUGUGUUGCAUUAUUGUCAGUACUUAAUUAGAUCGUCGCGAUCAUGGGUAUCGAGAGAAACGUCGAACUGAAGAUAUUAUAACCGAUCAAUCCAGUCGUUGUUAGCCAAGCUAGAUAGGGACACUUCCACGGAGACAUAAUAAUAUUAUGAAAAAUAAAUUCAUGUUCAAGCAGCCACUCGUAUUAUGCUAAGAAGAGUUUACAUUGCUAUUGCGCGCGCGUGUGCCUCGUCAAUUCGACGAUAAUGCCGUUGAUGAGACAAGACGCGAAAAAUAGUCGAUGAUGAAUUAAAAACUGUAAAAUAUAUGCAAUCACUAGCCGAUUUUUAGCUAUUCGAUUUAAUGUCUUAUACGUACAUUUUGUAUUCUUCGUGAGAAUGACAUUUGUUAACUUAUAUUAUAUAAAUGUAAGUAAUGUGUGAGCAGACAUCCUCGAUUUCUCAAUAGAACAUUUUCGAUCCAAUAAGUGUGUAUAUUUUCUUCUUUGAAUUAUUUAUAAACAUGAACGUAUAAUUUGCGAACAAAGUAUAUUAUAUAGUUUAUUACACUGUAAGCGUAUAGUGCAGAGAUAUGUUAAAAGUUAUGCAUGUAUAAAAAGCUCAGCAAGCCUAAUGUAUUAUUAUAUGAUAGAAACUCUAACGAUAAGUACUCAAAUCUAGUCCUCACAUGUAUCGACGCGAAUUAAAUGGUUUAUUAGAUUAAUCCGUCAUUACAAUCGUACACGUUUACUGCUGGUCGAAAAUUCGAGGUUCAUCCUAAAGUGUACUAAGAAAAACUAAUGUCUAUGAAAUUGGGUUAUUGACAAUGUAAAUUUGUAGACGGCGCAACUCGAAAAAAAAGUUAUUUGUUCCAUUUAAUACGUAGAUAAACUUGAAUUUUUAAC
Messenger RNA from Trichogramma pretiosum, 4226 nucleotides. Its product is annotated as DNA N6-methyl adenine demethylase. Gene Ontology annotation, molecular function: transcription cis-regulatory region binding; nuclear receptor activity; protein binding. NCBI's taxonomy places the organism in Eukaryota, Metazoa, Arthropoda, Insecta, Hymenoptera, Trichogrammatidae. Gene Ontology annotation, cellular component: aryl hydrocarbon receptor complex; nucleus. Bases 1 to 2649 code for a protein of 882 amino acids. The record is from RefSeq and is a predicted model, not a curated record. The transcript has 9 exons. Gene Ontology annotation, biological process: regulation of transcription by RNA polymerase II.